AUGGCAGCCUCUGAACCCAGAAAACGAGUCGUUGACUCGCCCAAAGUCUGGACGACUCUGAUUACCAAUCUGAGUUAUUUGCCUGGUCUUCUCACUCUCGAUUAUUCGCUUCGCACCGCAAAGUCAAAAUACCCCCUUGUCGCCCUUUACACAGACUCAUUCCCUCCCGAGGGCCAUGUCGCCUUGAAAGCUCGCGGUAUUCCAACCCAGCAUAUUCCUUAUCUGCUCCCGACCAAAGGCAAGGACUUCUCCAAUGACCCACGCUUUUACGACUGCUGGAGCAAACUCACCCCAUUCUCUCUGACCGAAUAUGAAAGAGUGGUCCAGCUUGACUCGGAUAUGCUUGUUCUGCGCAACAUGGACGAGCUUAUGGACAUUGAGCUGGACUCUCCUUCAAUCGCUGAGACGGGCGAUAAGACUGUCAGUAAGCGUGUCUUUGCAGCAGGUCAUGCCUGUGUCUGCAACCCCCUCAAAAAGCCUCACUAUCCCAAAGACUGGGUUCCAGAGAACUGCGCCUUCACUUCACAGCACUCAAACCCGGAUAUCGCGCAGACCGAAGCUGCGGAUCCAUCAGUGGGACCAUUGGGCUUUAUGAACGGCGGCCUCCAAGUCGUCAACCCUUCUCAAGGACUUUAUGCGCAGAUCCUCGCACAUAUGGAGGCCGACGCAGUUAACAUGGACUUUGCGGAUCAGUCGCUUCUCUCAGAUCUAUAUCGCGAGCGUUGGGUUCCACUACCAUACAUUUACAAUGCGCUCAAGACGAUGAGAUGGGAGGGUGUGCAUGAUGCUAUUUGGAGAGACGAGAGCGUCAAGAACAUCCAUUACAUUCUAAGCCCUAAGCCUUGGGAUGAGAUUGACGACAAGGGCGAGUGGACGGGUAAGGAUGAGAGUCACAAGUGGUGGGUUGACGUGAACCGCGCAAGAAAAGAGUCGGAGAGGGAGAAGGGUAUUCCUGAUGAUGGUUUCUAA
Messenger RNA from Fusarium coffeatum, 969 nucleotides. RefSeq lists its product as uncharacterized. The coding region runs from base 1 to 969 and encodes 322 amino acids. Lineage: Eukaryota; Fungi; Ascomycota; Sordariomycetes; Hypocreales; Nectriaceae. Gene Ontology annotation, molecular function: glycosyltransferase activity. The transcript is spliced from 2 exons. The record is from RefSeq and is a predicted model, not a curated record.